CUAAGAAGAAUUCACUUUCCUCACAUGUCUUCAUUAAAGAAUGUCCUUUAUUUUCAAACUGGCCUUGGAGUCAUAGCCAAUAUGUUCCUGCUUUUUUUCUACAUUAUCAUAAUCCUAGGUCCCAGACAUAAGCCCACUGAUCUGAUCUUCUGUCAACUGACCUUCGUUCACAUAAUGAUGGUCCUCACUGGGUGGGUUAUUUCGCUUACAGAAAUAUUUGAGUCACUGAACAUUGAGAAUGACUUCAAAUGUAAGACAACUUUCUACAUACACAGGGUGAUGAGAGGCCUCUCCAUCUGCAUCACCUGCCUCCUGAGUGUGUUCCAGGCUGUCAGCAUCAGUCCCAGUACCUCUUUGUUGACAAAAUUUAGACAGAAACUAAAAAAAUACAUGACCAGUGCUUUAUUGUGUGUUUGGUGUUUUAAUUUGUCCCUUAGUAGUAGGACAAUCUUCUAUGUUGGUGCUUAUAUUAACAUGAGUGGGACUACCCAGAUGAAGAUCACUAAAACCUGUGCAUUCUUCCCCAUGAACUACGUCAUCAGAGGAUUGCUUUUAACAGUGACAACCUUCACAGACGUGUUUCUUGUAGGAGUCAUGCUGACCACAAGCACAUACAUGAUGAUUCUCUUGUUCAGACAUCAGAGGCAAUGCAAGCAUCUUCAUAGCAUCAGCCACCUGAGAGCAUCCCCUGAGAAAAGGGCCACCCAGACCAUCUUGCUGCUGGUGGUUUUCUUUGUGGUCAUGUACUGGGUGGACUUCAUCAUCUCAUCCACCUCAGUCCUGUUAUGGAUGUACGACCCAGUCACCCUGACUGUUCAGAAGUUUGUGAUGAAUAUUUAUCCCACAAUAACUCCUUUGGUAGAAAUCAGUUCUGAUAGCAGAAUAAUCAUUAUGCUGAAAAACCUCUAG
Molecule: messenger RNA, 909 nt
Organism: Acomys russatus (golden spiny mouse)
Lineage: Eukaryota; Metazoa; Chordata; Mammalia; Rodentia; Muridae
Product: vomeronasal type-1 receptor 90-like
Exons: 1
Coding region: 25-909 (294 amino acids)
Biological process (GO): G protein-coupled receptor signaling pathway
Cellular component (GO): membrane
Molecular function (GO): pheromone receptor activity
Source: RefSeq, a predicted model, not a curated record